CAGACCACGGGCCCGUGGUUCGUGAAGUUCCACGCCCCGUGGUGCGGCCACUGCAGAGCGUUGGCGCCGACGUGGGCGAACGUCGCGGAAGAGCUCGACGGCGCGGUCGCCGUCGCGGACGUGGACUGCACGGCCAACCCGGGGACGUGCGACCGGUUCAACAAGGUCGUCAAGGGGUACCCCACGCUCGUGCUGUUCCGGGAC
Micromonas pusilla CCMP1545 is the source of this 204-nucleotide messenger RNA. RefSeq lists its product as uncharacterized. Gene Ontology annotation, biological process: response to endoplasmic reticulum stress. Gene Ontology annotation, molecular function: protein-disulfide reductase activity. The annotation marks the transcript as partial. Gene Ontology annotation, cellular component: endoplasmic reticulum lumen. The transcript has a single exon. The record is from RefSeq and is a predicted model, not a curated record. Lineage: Eukaryota; Viridiplantae; Chlorophyta; Mamiellophyceae; Mamiellales; Mamiellaceae.